Messenger RNA from Dama dama (fallow deer), 3284 nucleotides. RefSeq names its product stannin (gene SNN). The record is from RefSeq and is a predicted model, not a curated record. The coding region runs from base 184 to 447 and encodes 87 amino acids. Gene Ontology annotation, cellular component: mitochondrial outer membrane. NCBI's taxonomy places the organism in Eukaryota, Metazoa, Chordata, Mammalia, Artiodactyla, Cervidae. The transcript is spliced from 2 exons.
UCCGGACGGUGCGCGGCGGCCGGACCGGGCUGGCGGGCGGGUGGAGCCGGGCCCCCGGGGCUACUGCGGGGCGAUCGGGCCGGGCUGCGGACGGCGCCAUGGGCUCUCGGGUCCAGCCUUGCUGAGCCGUCCCCACACGAGACCUUCCUGCGGAGCCAGCCCCUGCCCCCACAAGCACUGACCAUGUCUAUUAUGGACCACAGCCCCACCACGGGAGUGGUCACGGUCAUCGUCAUCCUCAUCGCCAUCGCGGCCCUGGGGGCCUUGAUCUUGGGCUGCUGGUGCUACCUGCGACUCCAGCGCAUCAGCCAGUCGGAGGACGAGGAGAGCAUCGUAGGGGAUGGCGAGACCAAGGAGCCCUUCCUGCUGGUGCAGUAUUCGGCCAAGGGACCGUGCGUGGAGAGGAAGGCCAAGCUGACCCCCAACGGCCCUGAAGUCCACGGCUGAGCCGGGAUGCGGAGGCUCCUGGGCCCGUGUGUAGCCAGCCGGGAGAGGCGUGGGAGGGGCGAAACCACAGACAUGCCUCCGCCUAAGAGGAAGGGUUGAUACUUGCUGGCAUGGCCUCGCCAGGCUUCAUCAUCGCAUGCACUGACUCCCGGGGCCCCAGCGGUCCGGAUCUGGGGCUCGCUGGCCCUGGGCAACCCCUCGGCGUCCUGGUGGGACUGCCCAUUGCAGGCAGUGGGCAGACCUGACCUAGCCGGGGCUCUUGGCCCCGCAGCGCUUUUGUUACUUGAAUGUUUAGCUGAGCCUGUUUUUGAUGGAGCUACUACUACUGUAACGCGUGAACUCACAAGCCUGUGAACUGUAAAUAGGCCCCAGAAGCACGUGCUUAAGCCUCUUUUGCUGAUUUUUAAAAAUAUCGCGCAUAGAGCACAUGGGACUGUCCGAACUAAGGCUAAGCUGAGUCAAGAUAGUGGGGAAGGGUGACUUUAGAUGUGUGAGGCCCACAUGGCACUUGGCAGGGGCCUCUGAUACACGUGUGUGUGCGCAGAGGACGUGACAUGUCAGUGUUAAGCCUCGCAGCCGACCCUCCGGGGUGCCUUGGUGGUUUGCUUUAUGAGCGAUGAAUGGGAGCGGCGGCGCGACCCGCCCCCGUGCCCCGCCCCGCUAGCUCCUGGUAGAUGAGGUCGUUAAAUGUCUGUUCCCUGUUGCUGGUGGAGCGAUUGCAAGGAAGCUGCUGCGGCUGCUUGGGAGCCGGUGAAGGACGAGUCAGGGCACGAGUCCCGAGUCCCGAGGCUGCCAGGCGUCCCAGUGGCAGAGCAGUUUCUGGACACCCCCCCCCCCCCCCGCCGCGUGGUCUUGAGCAUGCUGGGCGCCCCGCCCCCCACCCGGCUUUAAAGAGCGCUGGCUUCGCUAGAAAACACCAGAGCUGCCGCCUUCACCUGGUAUCCGAAACCCUAGUGGCCCAGGAAGGGGAGACAAUGGCGGUUUUGGUUUGUUGUAUUUAAUGUUUUCUGCACUGGAGGAGGGCGGGGCUUAGUUGCCCUCGUUUCCCCCUCCUGCUCUUUUCACAGAUCUGCUUCCUUUCCUCUCAGAUUCCCAUACACCUGCUCGGUUUCACUGUCCUCAGAGGGCCACCGACAAGGGGGUCCCCUGACCUUGCUCUGAGAGUGCCCAGUGUCGUUUCUUGGGUGCCUGAGGAAGCAGGAGCCCCAAGCAGCCUGUACUUAAGCGGGUGGGUCCGGGGAGAAGGGGCUUAAGGUUCAGGACUUGGUUUUUGCAAAGAUGAGGAGCUGGAUGGCCAUCGACACCCCCCCACCCCUCCACGGUGUCCCUUGUGUGGACUUCAGUGAACUCGGGUUUUUAAUUACACCACUGUAAACAAUCCUAAACGAUUAUUAGAUGGUGAUUUGUGUCCACAUCCUCGGGAUAAACGAGGCCAGCCCUGGUGGAGCUGCAGAGCACUGGCCCGCAGCACUUGAGCCUCCCGCGGCAGCAGAGGUGGGGAGCACCUGGCUAACCCCAGGCUGCCCCCGCCCCGUCAGAGCUCCCCCGCAGAGCUCUGGCCUCCUGGGCAUGCUGAAGGCAGCUCCUCUGGCCCCAGCCAGAUCUCCCCUAAAAAAGUGAACUAAUCCAACUUUCUAGAACCCCUAGGAGAGAGCUUAGGGAACACUUCUUUUAGCAGUGUACCCCUCAAUUAAGGGUCCAACCUUAAAUGAUAGCUAGCAGGGAGGGGAGGGGUAGCUAGUUAAAAGACAAUCUGAGCUGAAGGCAGGAUUGAGACAGCACAGGAGGCUACUGAGGGAUCCUUAGAAGGUGGCCGGGCUUUAGAGCAGGGGAGAUGCUGCCUUUGGUCCCCACCUGGGGAUGGCCAAGUGUCAGACUGGAGACCAGCAGAGGCAGCUCACAGGGUGUGGGCUGGAGGGGGGUGUCAGAGGUUCUAAAGGGGUCAGUUGGAAGGUCAGGGAGGUGUGCUUUCUAAUGGAGGACAUAAAACUGGGGCAGGUGUGGGGGUGUCUGAUCCAUUCCCCUCGCGUUUCGGAGCUUCGGGCUUUCUACCUCUACUUUCUGCAGCUGGCGGUCAGCACCUGAGGCUGUCUGUCCUUCCCCCAAGUAACCGAAGCACUUGCCUUUUCAGUCCCUGAGCCUGACCCUGAAAACGACCACCGCCUGACUGUCCGGUUUGCCCUGAGCUUCUUACCAUGCCCGUGUGGUUUCAGUUUUGAGAAGAUGAAGCAUCACUUUCUCCUUAGUUUCACUCUUGGAGGGUCCUUAUCCCUUGACGUCUAUGCCUCUUGCACCAGGCGUAUCAGCAUGGUGUCAGUGCCGGGUCAGGGGCACAGUGGGGCACGAGCGGGGUCUCCGGGGGAAGUGGAAGGACCCAUAGGACUGGUGACCAACCACACAAUAGCUCUCACUGUUCUUCUUUGUCAAUAGCUACUUUUUUUAGCAUAGACACCAGAGCCACCACUCCAAUGGCUCAGUUAAGUUAUGACCUCUCAUUGAAUUCUUUCUGAAUAGCCCAACUGUUGCAUCCAAGUUUCCUGACUUGUCAGUCAGGACGUUAGCCUUUCAUCCUGCGUGUCAUGGCAGAGCAACAGGAGGGGGAUGGGGAGGGAACUCCGACACUGAGCCACUGAAACAGGGACUAACUUUUCUGACGAAUCUUCACAUGGACUGUGCUACUGUUUUUGUCUCAAAGCUACCAAAUUUGUGCAAUAAGUGGAGGGGAUGUCACCCCUGUUCAAUAAAAGCUGAAUGACAUUCAAGUUGAUUUUCUAGACCACUGAGAAAAUCUUUAUUUACAAUAAAUUUCAAUAAAAUUUGCAUAAAUAUAUUCCCAA